Clonostachys rhizophaga is the source of this 366-nucleotide messenger RNA. The record is from the annotation of a GenBank genome assembly. Lineage: Eukaryota; Fungi; Ascomycota; Sordariomycetes; Hypocreales; Bionectriaceae.
AUGAGUAAAUUCACUACGGUCUCCGAUGGGGUACUAGUGACCGACAAUGGGAUCCGGCCCCCCGUGAAUUGGGUCAAUACGUAUGAGGAGAUAGGAGGGGACAUGCUUUGGGGGAAUGGUGGUCAACUGGAAGACGAAGUCCGUGGACGUGGCAUUGAGGGGGAUAUCAGGCCGCACUACGGUAUGGCAUCAUACACGGGAGAGGCACUGUACCUCUUCGAGGUUGGUAGCGGCCAGUUCUUCUUCUUCAACGCUAUUGAUGGGUCUUUGUUGCAGAUCAGCAAUCAGAGUGAUCUCAAGAGCAUUGUGGAUAUCCUUGAUGAUCCCAACCAAGGCUUACCCGCGCUUGAUAUUGAGGAGGUCUAG